This is a messenger RNA of Rasamsonia emersonii CBS 393.64, 378 nucleotides long. RefSeq lists its product as uncharacterized. Bases 1 to 378 code for a protein of 125 amino acids. Lineage: Eukaryota; Fungi; Ascomycota; Eurotiomycetes; Eurotiales; Trichocomaceae. The record is from RefSeq and is a predicted model, not a curated record. The transcript is spliced from 3 exons.
AUGGCACUUCGACAUGAACUCGUACGACAGCAUCCGGGACUUUGCGCACCGUGCCUCGACAACCCUGGACCGUCUGGACGUGGCGAUGCUCAAUGCCGGCAUCUACAUGGUCAACUACCAAGAGUCCAGCUACGGGUGGGAACAGACCUGAAGGUCGUCCGGGCCUUGGCCAAUGCUUUCUUACUACGAACGACCGAAGAAGGGUCCCGAUCGCUGGUUAGUGGCACGACCUUUGGCGAGCAGUCGUAUGGAAGACUUUGGGCGGACGAUGAACUGAUACCGGCGGCGUCGGUGCUAUUGGGCAAAGAAGGAUAUGAGUUUAGGCAAAAGGAACUGCAUGUAUAUAUAAGUGCUCACAGGCAAAAUCAAAAACAUUAG